Molecule: messenger RNA, 1680 nt
Organism: Protobothrops mucrosquamatus (brown spotted pit viper)
Lineage: Eukaryota; Metazoa; Chordata; Lepidosauria; Squamata; Viperidae
Gene: TTLL2
Product: tubulin tyrosine ligase like 2
Exons: 2
Coding region: 1-1680 (559 amino acids)
Biological process (GO): protein polyglutamylation; microtubule cytoskeleton organization
Cellular component (GO): cilium
Molecular function (GO): tubulin-glutamic acid ligase activity; tubulin binding
Source: RefSeq, a predicted model, not a curated record
AUGAAGAUUUCAAGAGCAAACGUAAAAUCUGGAAGUAAGAGUUCCACAACAGCAAAAAGAGUUGAGCUUGGAGGCAUCAACAGGCCACUCGUGUUCCGGCUCCAUGAUAGUGUACCUUCAUUAGUUCGUGAAAUUUUAUUGGAACGUGGUUGGAUUGAAUAUGAUGAGAAUGAACAAAAUAAUGAAGACUGGAACUUGUAUUGGAGGAAUUGCCCUUUCCGGAUGACAGAACACCAGAGCAUCAAACCAUGGCAGAGGCUCAAUCACCAUCCAGAAACCAUCAGAAUCACUCGGAAAGAUUAUUUGGCAAGACAUCUGAAACGCAUGAAGGGAAUUUAUGGAACCACCCUUUAUGAGUUCAGUCCAGUGGCCUUCAUCAUGCCCAAUGACUAUAUAAAAUUUAUAACUGAGUACUCCAAGGAGAGGCAAAUACCAGGAAAAAAGCUGAGUUACUGGAUCUGCAAACCAGUUGAUAGGUCUCGCGGGAGAGGCAUUCUCAUUUUUCAAGACAUUAAGGAUUUUGUUUAUGACUGCAUGGUAAUUGUGCAAAAAUAUAUCAGUAACCCUUUGCUUAUUUCCGGAUACAAAUGGGACCUUCGUAUUUAUGUUUGUGUUACAAGCUUUUAUCCCCUUACAAUUUAUAUAUAUGAAGAAGGACUGGUGAGGUUUGCAACAGAGAAGUUUGACCUGAGAUCCCUUGACAACAUUUACGCUCACCUGACAAACACAAGCAUCAAUAAGUUUGGGCCAUCAUACAGAAAGGACAAAGAAGUCAUUGGCUCUGGUUGCAAAUGGACUUUUAGCAAAUUGCGGGCCUAUUUACGGAGCUGCAGUGUUGAUGACCUGCUCCUGUGGAAAAGAAUCAACCAUAUAGUCAUUCUAACUUUGUUGGCCAUCACCACUUCAGUACCAUUUACGUCCAACUGCUUUGAACUCUUUGGGUUUGACAUAUUGGUUGAUGAGAAAAUGAAACCCUGGCUUCUCGAAGUAAACCACAGCCCAGGUCUGCGUUUAGACUGUGCCAGUGAUGUCACUGUCAAAAGGAAGCUGCUCCAUGACAUUGUCGACUUGCUGAACUACAAGGAAGCUGAUACUUUAAGAAAAAGCAGAGGGGCCAAUCGGAGGCUUUCGUGCUUCAGCCAGUCACAAUAUUUGCUGACCACUCAGUCAGAGGUCCCACUGGAUUUCCUGGCUUGUGGGAAAGGAACCAAAUCAGCAACAACUUCCCCUUCUCCAUCACGUUUGCAGAUCAAUAAAAGAACACCCACGUAUGGCAGAACGGCUAGUGCAUACCCUCGGAAAACUUUGACUUCACAAUUGCGUGAAAAGAUGCACAUGCCCCAAACACCUAUCCAAUCGAAGCCAUUAUCCAAAAGCAGACUGAUGUUAAGAACUAGUCAUUCGCUAUGUGAGUCUGUGCAGUCCACACAUUGGUUUAACUCACUAGAGUUCUACACCCACAAGCCAACUAUUCCUCCUUAUUUUCUCUCAGAUAAAGACCGACGGCCAUUCCCCCGUGUAGGUGAUUUUAUCCUUAUAUUUCCUUUCAACGAUGCAGCACUUGAAGCAUCUAAGAAUGGGAUGAAUGUCAAAAGUGUAAUACAGGAAAUCCAUAAGUUAAUAAGUAAAGAAUUACAACCAGAACAUCAAAAAUUAAAUAAAGCCUUAGCUAACCAGUAG